Molecule: messenger RNA, 2891 nt
Organism: Venturia canescens
Lineage: Eukaryota; Metazoa; Arthropoda; Insecta; Hymenoptera; Ichneumonidae
Product: transmembrane protein 268
Exons: 5
Coding region: 276-1712 (478 amino acids)
Source: RefSeq, a predicted model, not a curated record
ACAUCGCAACAGGAAAACACGCAACGUGCCUCCUGUAACAUACGUAUACAUAUAACUUUUUCUUCGUUUUUUUUUUAUUCCGUGCUGGUGCCUCUGUCGAGACACGAUUGUGUGGAUUGUGUGUGCGGGUUGAGUGUGGUGUUUGUCGCUGGAACGGUCAUGAGACAACCCAACGCAAAUCAGUUGCGAGUAUGACAAAUCUUCAAAGAGGAUAAAAGUGAACGAGUGAGAAAAAAAGUAUCGGAAAGCACAAAUCGGUAAAUUUUUGGGUUAAAAUGAGUUCCGCAGCUGCAGUCGUAUCCACAGAUGCAACAGACAAUGCGGUUGUUCCUAAAGGCGGAGAGGUAGCUACAAAGCCUAAAAAUUGGGUAAAAUUUGAGGAAGAUCCUCCGCCAGCCAAAAUCGCUGCUCCAAUUGCAAAUUCCCAAGGAGCAGCGACUGAAGAAGCUCAAAAAGCAAGAGUGGCCACUCCUGCAGUGAUAAAGCCAGAAUCAGUUGCUGUGAACGUGGACAAAAUAGCCAAAGCUGUUGAAAAAUCAGACGCUAGAAACAAGGAUACAAACGAAUACAGUGGUGCUGUGAUAGCAACUGAAUCCGUCCAAAUAAAUCUUGACAGAUCGGGACUCAACCGUUCUGUAUCUUCUGAGAGCCCAGAAAUCAAUGUGCCUUCUGAUAUUCGCGUAUCGGAUCCUAAAAGCGCGUCGCUCAAAACCAUUGAUCUUAGAGAUACUACCAAUGGUCGGAACACUGUAAGCAACGUCAUUUCCACUCCCAUUGGCAAUAUAAGACAAGGAUUCGCUAAUGGCGAUACCAUCGUUACUCUCUUGCCUGUUAAUACCAGAUGGCCAUGGAUUACACCAGCAAAAUUCAGGCCCGAACUCGUCCCUGAAGAACUUAUGGCUCAGGGGCUCACUCUUACGGUGGAGGAUUACGUGCACAUAAUGGAAUUGCUCGUGAACGACGUGCGUUUCAACAUGUACAAUAUUUGCUACAAAAGAAUUCUAGUGCUGUGGAUAUUUACAGCAUUUGUCAUACUUCUUGGUCUUCUUUUCUCCGGUGUAACUGGGCUGACUCUUUUUGGUCUUGGAAUAAUGUGGCUUAUAUUGAAUGCUGCAGCGAUAUUUCUCUGCAUGUUCAUUAAGAUAAAACUCAAUCACAAUUUGGAGAAAUGCAUGGCACAGGUGAACAAGCACUUGUUACGUCACAAAAUUAUUCUCGGAUUGGAUGACCGAGGAAAAAUAUCGUGCCACAAAGUCAAUCUCUGUUUCAUAUACUUCGAUACUACGGAUUGCGUCAAAAAACUUCAAGAAGUAAUCGAACGUGAAGAGCGAGAAGGUAGGAUUCUCGGUGGAGAUGAGAGUAGUGAAAAUCGACGAAGGCAAGAAUUGCAGCAGAGAAUGGACAUCGACGAUAGCGAUAUUGUUAUUCAGGGAAGCUCGACCACUCGAUUAUCUCGUAAACAGGAUAUCCACCUGGUUUCACGUGGUGCGCUUAUCUUAAUGAUCCUGCGGUUCGUUACGAUCCAACUACACCGCCUUAUUAGUAUUCUUAAGAGAAUGCAACUUCUCUGCAUUUUUGUUCAAACACAUAGUAAUUCACAGGGAAUUGGUUGUAGUCGAAAUGCAUUUUUUGGUUUUUCAUCGUUCAAAGGGAUGUGUAUACCUAUUACUUUAAACAGUAUUAUGGAAAUGCGAUUGAUUUGUUUUUUGUGAAUCAGAUUUUUGUGAUACUUUUGGAGCAUAUUAUUUAAAUAUUAUUUUGGAGCUGAGAUGAAUUACUAAACAAAAAAUAUUCUAUGGAUAUAUGAGAUUUUACAUAGAAAAAAUUGUCGUGCCUUUACGAAUCCGAACUGUGUACCCUGAAUUUUGUCAACGUGCCUUUUUCGUCAGGAAAUUUUAACAGCAAUUCAAUUGAUCUAUAAUUGCUCCUAAAAAAUAAUUAUAGCAUUGAAAUGUCACAGCGAGCACAUAUCAAAAGUUUAUACGCUGUGGCAUAUAAAUAUUGUGUUAGGUGGAUAAAUAUAUUACCUGUUGAUAUUAGCAAUAAGGAUUGAUGCAAUAGCUCGAAAUUCCGAAAUUACCAUGUCGAUACUAUGUGAAAAAAUGUUUUAAAGAGUUUUAAUUUUUUCUACUUUCUGGUGAGACAUUUUUUAAUGCGUCAUUGUAUUGAGAUUAUUUUUUUAACUACUGUCAUUUGGCAAAGGUUUUUUGAACUUUUAUGAAAAAUUGCGAAGAUUUUAAAGAAGCAACUACUCACAUCUGUUGGUCAAAAUCUACAAAAGAAAUUUUCUUGACCGAUUAUUAACAUUUCCACACAAUGAAAAAAGUUGCGUCUCUAUUGAUGCAUACAAAAUGGAAAAAAUGAGUCAGAAAAACUUAAUGAUUCUCCUUUGAUGUUGCAUAAUUUUCGUCAAAUUUAUACACUUUCGACUUUGGCUAGACUUGGUAAUAUUUUCUCUAUAUAAUAAUAAAAAAUUGAGAAUAGCCAUACCGUCCAUUGACUAAAUUAUUGCAAUAUUGCUACUAUUUUCAAGAAGUUUUGCCAGAUAAUUUCGCGAUAUAUUGCUAAUCAAUAUAUUUUUUCCUUAUUGUUUUGGAAACCAUAUUCGGGCAUCCCAUCCUCUGCCACUUGAAUUUCGACAAUUGUUCAAUUAGUACAUAAAUUUAAUAGUAAUCAUAAGAAUGCUGAAUAGAUUGGAGUAGGGUAUCGAAUUGUAGAAACUUUUUGUCAUUCCCAGUUGAGCACAAACUGUGUUAGUUUUUAGUAUGAUAGAUUAUAUCAAAAAUAUCGAUUAUGUUUUGUUAUAGAUGAUUAAUUAGAUGGAGAAAAGGACUUGUACUCAAUUAGUAUUGGAAACAAAAAACAAUAAAAAUGAAAUUAAUAAAACAAAA